CAUAAAUAGACAACAAACUUAGAAGAGAAUUCCUCAGAAAAAUUAAAGCAAGACAAAUUUUUAUAAACAAUUCAUUCCAAAAAUAGAUUGCAAAUAUAAAGUACAAAAUAUACUUCAUUAAAAGAAAAAGUUUAUGAAAUAAAAACAACUAAGAAAAUAAACAAAUCUAUAGAGCAGAGCAAGACAAACACAAGGUCAUUUCAUUUACAAUAUCAAUCAUGGGUGACAACAGCAGCCGUCACUUGUUAAGAAGUCUUAUUAACGCCUCCGAAAAGGCAGCCAACAUUGCCAGAAUCUGCCGCUCCAAUGAACAAUUACUGAAACUGCUGGUGCAGGAGAAAACCGGUGAUGAGGCGAAUGCUAGAUUUGAACAUGAUUUUAAGACCUUGGCUGACGUUCUCAUCCAGGAAACUAUAAAACAUGAUGUGGGUGAAGAGUUCCCUGAAAUGAAAGAAAAUAUCAAGGGUGAAGAGUCACCUAACUUUAAAAAUUCUCAAGAUGAAAAUGUGCCAAUCGUGGUGGGAGCUGAGGUAACAGAAACUGUGGAAUGUUUGUUACAAAUUUUACAAGAACAACAUCAAGAGGCAGCCCAAAUUCUAGCCGAAGAAGUUCAUCGUAGUGUAGAAUUUGAUAAAGAACUACAUGAGGAUUUGCCUGAAUUACCAAAUGAUGUGGAUUAUAGUCAAUUGGGUAUAUGGAUUGAUCCCAUAGAUGCCACCGCUGAAUAUAUAUCCGGCGAUACUAUUUUCACCAAUUUUCCCGGCAUAACAUCCACUGGCUUGGAUUGUGUUACAGUCCUUAUAGGGGUCUAUGAUGUCAAUAGCGGUUUGCCUGUCAUUGGCGUUAUUUCCCAACCAUUUGGUAAUAAAAUCGAAGACAAUAUCUAUACAUCUGCUUUAUUUUGGGGUAUAGCAUUACCCGACUUACAGGCACACAGCAAAAUACUAGAUAACGUCCGAGAACGCUCACGACUGUUGGGUAUUUUUUCGAGUUCAGAACGAGCAGAUUUAUUACAGCAAUUGCUGGACUUGGGCUAUGAAUUUGCAUUUUCAGCUGGUGCUGGACAUAAAGCUUUAAAAGUUAUAACCGCUGAAGUAGAUGCGUAUGUAUUGAGUAAAGCUUCCACGUUUAAAUGGGACACUUGUGCACCCCAAGCUAUAUUACGUUCCUUAAAUGGUGAUAUUAUCGAUUUUAAAACAAGUAUAAAAGAAGGAAAAGCCAUACCUUUGACUUAUACUAACGCUACUGAGGACACCGAAGAAGGUAGAGCGGACAAGGAUUGGAAGUGUAAUAGUAAUGGUUUAAUAGCUGUUAGAGAUUUAAAAUUAUUAGAUAAUUUAUUAGAGAAAUUAGCUGAAUCUUAAGUUCAAUUAUAUUUUAGAUUUAUCAUAAUAAUGAUAAAUAUAUUCCAAUCAAAAAUUCCUAAUUGUUUUUAAGUUUACUUUAAUUGUUAAACUAAGUGGAAAAUAAUUUAAAAUAGUUUGAAAAUGUUAAAUGAAAAUUGAUUUGAUAUUGAUAAAAACAUAUUUUUUGUAUUAGUUAAGUGGCAAUUUCUUUAGAUAUUCUUUAAACUUAAACGACCAUAUUCUUAAUUUUUUAAAUUAAGAAAUAAAUCAUCAUCAAAACAAUGGAAAUUGUAGGAUUUGAAAUCGUAUAAUAUUCUUUGCAUAUAUACCAACACCUGCCAGAUUUGCUAGUUUAACAGUAAAUUAUUUCUGUACUUAAUAUUUUGAAUAUAUUUUUCUUAAAUCUUUCUGUUUAAACCCAAUAAAUCUGACUGUUUAUGAAAAUGACCAAUUAUUAAAACAUGGUAUAUGUAUAUUCAUAUUUUAUAUGUUUAUACGCAUAUAAUUAAUAUUGAAUCUCUAUGUUAAAUGGUAGCUUUAAAUGUUGUUGGUCUGAUACUGUACUUGAUAUUAUUCCUAUUGAAAAGUGUAUUUUAAUAAAUAUUUAUAAUAAAAAAA
This is a messenger RNA of Lucilia sericata (common green bottle fly), 1964 nucleotides long. RefSeq names its product inositol polyphosphate 1-phosphatase-like. Gene Ontology annotation, molecular function: inositol-1,4-bisphosphate 1-phosphatase activity. The coding region runs from base 219 to 1364 and encodes 381 amino acids. Lineage: Eukaryota; Metazoa; Arthropoda; Insecta; Diptera; Calliphoridae. The record is from RefSeq and is a predicted model, not a curated record. The transcript has 4 exons.